Messenger RNA from Miniopterus natalensis, 2501 nucleotides. It is a transcript of the gene NXT2, whose product is annotated as nuclear transport factor 2 like export factor 2. Lineage: Eukaryota; Metazoa; Chordata; Mammalia; Chiroptera; Miniopteridae. The record is from RefSeq and is a predicted model, not a curated record. Gene Ontology annotation, biological process: nucleocytoplasmic transport.
CUUUUGUGCGUGUCUCAGGGCCUGUAUUUGGAAAAAUGGCUACAUUCGACCGAGGGAGCCGGACACGUGAGGAAGUAGUGACGCCGCCACUGCCUCCACAGGCUGCUUCAGGCUCUCCAAUGGCCAUGGCUGUGGAUUUUAAAACUUAUGUAGAUCAGGCAUGUAGAGCUGCUGAGGAAUUUGUCAAUAUUUACUAUGAGACAAUGGACAAAAGAAGGCGGGCACUGACCCGGCUGUAUCUGGACAAGGCCACUUUAAUAUGGAAUGGAAAUGUUGUUACAGGGCUGGAUGCCUUAACUAAUUUUUUUGAGGUGUUGCCUUCUAGUGAAUUCCAGGUUAAUAUGUUAGAUUGCCAACCAGUUCAUGAGCAAGCUACUCAGGCGCAGACUACAGUUCUUGUUGUGACCAGUGGAACUGUGAAGUUUGAUGGAAACAGACAGCACUUCUUCAAUCAGAACUUCCUGCUGACUGCUCAGACUUCUCCUAACAACACUGUUUGGAAGAUUGCAAGUGAUUGCUUCCGUUUUCAAGACUGGGCUAGUACCUAAAGGGGGCAAAAAUCCAUUCUCUUUUGGUCCAUUAGUUUCAGCAACACAGUUUUUGUGAAUUAAUUCAUUUCAUUGUGGUUUUAAUUUCUAGCAGCACUUUUCCUAGCAGCUGCCAGUUUGGGUUAUUGCCCUUAAGAGCUUUAAUGCUAGUUUUUUUUACAUGCCUUACAUACAUUUCACUAAGGACAUUCUAAUAGUAAUAAUUAAAAACACAUGAUCUCUGAACUAACAUACUGUGAGCCCUGACUAUCGCAAAAAUGAAAUCCUUUUAUAAUACUAUCUAAAGGAUAUCAGCACAACAUAACUCUCUGGAAAGAAGUGGAGUAUUUUUUUUUGUUAGGUUAAUUUUGUAUUAGAACACAUACCUAUUUUCAGUAAACAAUGGUAAUACAGUUUUGUUAUAAGGCUUUUUCAAAUUAGUUCAAUGAAAAUAUUACUACUUUUGGUUUGCAUAACUACUCUGACAGAAUCACAGGGAGAGAUGUUCAGUGGUCUUUUUUCAUGUUACCUAAUGUUUUUUAUGUUGGCGUGUUCUUAUGAAGUGAAUUAAUCUACUAGAGAGGUAUAACACGUUCUUAGUUGAUACCUGAAUAUUGGAUAUACUCAGUGACUUAAAAGCAAAACAUGUUAAAAAGAUUUUUCCUUGGCAGCUCCAGGUUUAUAAUUUUAGGUGAUGAAUGGCAGUGGGACUAAUAGCUUUAAUGGGAGAAUAGAGAGUGAGAAGUAUAGAGAUACAAGGUUGGCCAAAAGUUAGGAGGGGUGGCCAAAUGGUAAGUUUUUGGUAUUUGUUUUCUACCUCCUAAAAAUGUAGCCUAUUUUUAGGGUUUAAGUCAUUAAGGUAAUAAGUUCAUUGCCAAAUGGUCAUGAGUGUCACUUUUGUUCUAAAGAUUAUUUUUAAAGGUUUUUCCAAGUUCACCUCAUACUUAUCACCAGUAUAUGUCUCAAUUUAUUCAAGAACAUACGGGGGUAAAAUGUCAGCAAUAAACCUGACCCUGCAGCAGGGUCUGACAGGAAAGUUGGAAACAAAGCCAUUGCUCUCUUAACUUCAAAGUCUUCCAUGUGAACUUCAGGCCAAAAAUCUCCUGUGUAUUAACCACCCCCAAAGUAAGUGAUUUCUUUCCUGUGUUUUACACUGUGAACAUUAUCUGUUUUACUCAUUAAAGUUCAAAUUUAUUUUAUUGUAUAAUUUGUUCUUUUAUAUGGCAUUGUGAGCAAAUAGAUUUGUUUUAAAACAUGUUCUAGUUGUGUGGUUAAGUCUGUCUUUUAAACAAAAUAAAGAGCAACGGAUCUUCAUUAGCCCAUAAACUUCAAAAGAACAAAUUGAUUCAUUUUGUCUCAACAUCUAAAGAGAAAAAAAUACAGCUUUGGUUUUUUGUUAAACUUUAAAUUUUUUUUUCAUUCUUGAAUUUAUUGAUUUAAUGUUUUUAAGCUAGAUGUGCCAGCUUUGUUUGUACUUGCAACUCAAAGUUAAUGUUUCUUAUCACUUCAUUUGAAAACCAGUAAUUCAUACUCCCCCCAAACAACACAUUAUAUUUCUGAUAUAUCAACAAAAUAGAAUUAAAUAGAAGGAGGUGAAAUUGAAAUUUAGGCCACUCCUUUUUAAAGUACUAAUCAAAAUAUAUACUUUAUUAAAAAUUAACUUACUUGGAUUUUGGGUUGGUUUUUUAAAAACCACAGCUUUAACAGCAACAAGCAGAGUGCCCAAGCACUACUCUUUCCUUUGUGGAGAGCAUUCUCAAGUAAAAGCUGCAUAAAACUAGCAAUAAGUAAAUUGAGUGGUUGUAUACUAUUCAUGAGCUGAAUGUUUUAAGACUUGUGUAUGAACUGUUUUCCAAAUUCUGUAUAACUUUUAAAUGGCUGGAACUACUCUUAUAUGGACUAGACUGUAUUUUUGACAUGCACAUAUUUUUGUAACUUGAAAAAAAUAAAAUUUGUUAUGACAAGUUUUCUCAA